Triplophysa rosa is the source of this 5525-nucleotide messenger RNA. It is a transcript of the gene cpeb3, whose product is annotated as cytoplasmic polyadenylation element binding protein 3. Gene Ontology annotation, molecular function: mRNA 3'-UTR binding; mRNA regulatory element binding translation repressor activity; ribosome binding. Lineage: Eukaryota; Metazoa; Chordata; Actinopteri; Cypriniformes; Nemacheilidae. Gene Ontology annotation, biological process: negative regulation of cytoplasmic translation. The transcript is spliced from 11 exons. Gene Ontology annotation, cellular component: cytoplasm; neuron projection; synapse. The record is from RefSeq and is a predicted model, not a curated record.
GGCAGUCCAGAGCAAGAGGGACUACGCCUGCUUGCCUGAACAACAUGAAGAUACACAUUUGGCUUCAGAACACCUCGUACUGCGCUCAAAACAUGCAGGAUGAUUUACUGAUGGACAAAAACAAAGCUCAUCUUCACCAGCAGCAAGACACGUUAAAUAUAGAGCCUCCAUCCACCCCGACCCCCUCCGACCCGCAGAUCCCGGACGAGCAGAACCACGAGCGGAUCGCCAUGGAGUCUCCGGUGUUGCCGGGUUUGGGUUUUCAUCAGGACUCCGUCGGAUCCUCUCUAUCGCCGUCGUUCGCCAGCACCUGGUCCACCAACACCGUAGACGAGAGCGUUUUCCAAGGGAUUCCAUCGGUAAACGCGACGAUGCUUUUCCAAAACUUUCCCCAUCACGUCAGUCCGGUGUACGGAGGUAAUUUCUCUCCCCAGAUGAGAAGGUCUCCGGUGAACGUCAACCAGAGGAACCCCUACAGCCACCAGACCAUCAUCAAUAAAGUGUCCGCGUCGUCCGCCUCGGCUUCCGCCUGGAAUAAUCACCAGAACGCGGUGUGGAGCACCGCGGCGAACCCCUGGAGCGGCAGAGACCCGCGGAGAGCGCUCGGUCUCGGCAUCCCGGCUCGGCUCAACCCCGUUUCCCCGAGCAAGAAACCCUUCCCGACCAAUGUCAUCGCGCCCCCGAAAUAUCCGAGACCCGCAGCCCUGCAGAAGCCCUGGAUGAUCGAGCCCACGGAACCAUUCAGAACCGACAACAGCAACAACUUGCUGCCAUUUCAGGAUAGGAAUCGAUCCUUUGACCCAUUUAGUUUGCAAACUUUGGAGAAUUCCUUAAUGGACAUGAUUAGGACAGACCAUGACAAAGGUCGCAUGGGUCUGAACUUUCACCAUCCAGGAGCUGAACAUAUAUUACCACUGAACACCAGGAGUUAUGGGCGCAGAAGAGGUCGCUCUUCACUGUUUCCGUUCGAGGACGGUUUCCUGGACGACGGUCACGGCGAUCAGCCCCUCACCCCUGGCCUGAGCUCCCCCAACCGCUGUCAGAACGGAGAGUGAAUGGAGCGUUACUCCAGGAAGGUGUUUGUGGGUGGUCUGCCACCGGACAUCGAUGAAGAUGAGAUCACCAACAGUUUCCGUCGCUUCGGACACCUGGUGGUGGACUGGCCACAUAAAGCAGAAAGCAAAUCUUAUUUUCCCCCUAAAGGUUAUGCGUUCCUGCUCUUUCAGGAGGAGAGUUCAGUCCAGGCUCUUAUUGACUCCUGUAUCGAGGAGGACGGGAAACUCUACCUGUGUGUCUCCAGUCCCACUAUCAAAGACAAACCAGUCCAGAUUCGCCCGUGGAAUCUUAGCGACAGUGAUUUCGUGAUGGAUGGUUCUCAGCCUCUGGACCCACGCAAGACCAUCUUUGUGGGAGGUGUUCCACGGCCUCUGCGUGCAGUGGAGUUGGCUAUGAUUAUGGACAGACUGUAUGGAGGUGUGUGUUACGCUGGCAUUGAUACUGACCCAGAACUCAAAUACCCUAAAGGGGCGGGCCGGGUGGCCUUCUCCAAUCAGCAGAGCUACAUCGCAGCCAUCAGCGCCAGAUUUGUUCAACUGCAACAUAAUGACAUUGACAAACGGGUGGAGGUGAAGCCGUACGUUCUGGACGAUCAGAUGUGCGAUGAAUGUCAGGGCGCUCGCUGCGGUGGCAAGUUCGCGCCGUUUUUCUGUGCCAACGUCACCUGUCUGCAGUAUUACUGCGAGUACUGCUGGGCGUGCAUUCACUCCCGCGCCGGGCGCGAGUUCCACAAACCGCUGGUGAAGGAGGGCGGCGACCGACCCCGACACGUUUCCUUCCGCUGGAGCUGAUGUCAGAAUCCAUCUCUCCACCCACCAAACACCUUCAACCAUUACCAGUAACCCGUCAAACACACACCUGGAUCUCCUUCUUUUCCUCCACAUCAUUUUAGAAUCAGUAUCACGGUCUAGUAUAUUCUCUGCUUAUAAACAUUCAGAAAAAACGAAUUUUGAGUCCGCGUGCUCAGAAGUUGCACUUUGGCACAGACAUACGUGACCAGUCGAUGUUAACGCUUGUAAGGAUGUUGUGCUUGAAAUCUCAUUUUCCUUCGUUCGGUUGCUCUGUGCUCCGCAUAGGUAACAGUAGACAGUGCGAGCAUAAAUAUAUAUAUAUGAAAAUAUAUACAUUAACAAAAAAGGAUCUAUUUUUUAUUGUAUAUUUAUCUAUAUACACAUAGGUUUCGAGUGUCCGAUGGUUUUUUUUUAAGGAGCAUGCACUUAUCGUGAGGAAAAAGAUCUCGUAAAAGAUGAAAAUGUUACCAAAGGUAAAAUCACAUCAUCAUGUUUACGUGGGGUUUAAAAAACACCAGAAUUGGAGUAAAACAUUUAACACAUAAAGCAUAUUUAUAGUAAUACCUCAUGCACGCAUCUUUUUUUUGCUCGUAGGCGUUUAUUUUUAUGACAGAUUUUUAGUGUUAUGUACAAUGCUGCAAUAGAUCUUGCUGCUAAAUGCACGGUAUGAAUCUAUUCAUACUUGAUUCAGUUCGGGGCGUACAGGCACUUUCAUUCUCCCACACGCACAGACGAGUGACAUGGAGCACAAACUGAGCACGACACUGAAAACAAAACAAAAUCACUUCGCAAUCAUGCGUUUCAAACCGAUUGGAUGUAGGAUAUAUCCUUCUAGCGACGUGUCUUUAACAGGUGAAGUAUUUUCUGCAGUGACCGUUCAUAUGGAGUUGUGCAAUUUUUUAUACCGUAUGUAGUUUAGAUGAUAUGACGCCUAGAACUGUGAUUUGCUUUAACUGUUAUCGAUGUCUAACAAAUGGAGGUCCUGUGAAACUUCGUAGCUAGUGUAUGUGUAUGUACACAUGUAUACAUACAGUCCCUCCUCUGAUAGUUCUCAACACAAACCACACACACACACACUUUAGUCAGAUUUGAACCUUCACGUCCCUGCAGGAACCAAAGAGUGCUUUUCCUGUUUCAUGAGCAACAAUACUAGAUUUCACAUCUGUAAUUCUCAAUACCGUGUCUGGUUAGAGGUGAACGAUUCUGGGAGGGAAACGCAAACACUGGCUCUCAAAUCAAUAACGGGCGCGUUACGACCUGCACAUCAUUUCGAUACGACGGCCGCGACGCCGUAACCUGGUGUGACCGCUGUAUUUUUAUCCAGAUUAUCCUGCAAAGCUUGAAGUAGAAUCAUGUUUUCGAAACAAAAUUCAGAAAGGGUUGUUUGGGUUGUGAGGUUGGAGCGUAUUAAGUAUUAUGGGAUGGCUACACUGGGUUCGGAAGGCGGAGUGCCUCUGUAAGCAUCCCGUCGCCCAGAUCGUCAGGUUUAGGGUGAGCAAGCAAAACUAGUUUUGUACCGAUGGAUUGUGGGUAGUCCCGAUGACGGUGAAUUCUGGGAGUCUCCCGGCCCAGAUUUUUUCUACGUUUGUUUCUUCUCUAUAAUAGAUGAUAGUUGUUAUGCACUACUCUUUGUAUCUGGAUGGUUGAACAGUCAGCUUUUUUGUUUAAUAGAAAAAUAUGUGUGCUUUCUGACUGACCUAAUCUUUUGCAAUACCUCAAUUUUGAAAUAGGAGAGAGAGAGAGAUUGAUAUUUUCUAAGUAAGUUUAUUCAAAUAAAGAGUAUAUAAAUUAAUUUAAUUCUGCUAGGAGAAAGUGAUUUAACAUAUAUAGGUCAUUUUAUUUUUGUCAUGCUUGUUUGCUUUUAAUUUUAUUUUUGGAGAAAAAAAAAGAAAAAGAAAAACAAGUGAAGGAGCUAGAGCUGUGUUCUUUUAAUGUAAUACUGUAGGAUUCUGAAGUACAGAUGGCCCCCGCUGAUCACAGUGUUUCACAAACAUCAGAUCUUACAAAUAUUAUAAAUGAUAAAUGUUUAUUAUUCUAUAGGGUCAACAAGGCCGUCAGGUGCUGAUAAAGUCAAAUGAACGUACUACUUCUGUUUUUGUAUAUUUACAAUCAGUCCUCCACUAUUCUAACCCGAGGUGUAAGACAUCUUCUGUUUAUUUUUAUUUUUUAUAUAUAUUUUUCAUGUUUCUUAUAAUGAUGUGUUCCCCUCUGUAUGCCCAGAUUUUUCAACCGUAUAUAAUUUAAGGUAAACCUUUGUUUUGGAAAGUUGAAAAGAAUGUUAAUUUUCAAAAGCUAAAAGAUAUUAGGAAUGAAAGCCCCCGGAUGCAACGGUGAUGCGGUUGCCUUCUACUCACCCAAGACUUGAAUUAGUCCCUUUUUUAAGGCUAAUAAGAACCUUGAUUCUUUGUUGUAAUGUGCAAUACUGUUUGUACUGUUUGUAAAAAAGAAGAAAACAAGAAAAAGAGGCAUAAAUCUUUAUUGCAGAUUUAUUUUCAUUGCAAGCAUCGUGAUUCACGAAAAUCAUUUUCUACUGUGUAUUUACUCGACAUGCUCGUACCUUCCAGUAGUAAUGUAGCCUUUGUACUGAGAAAUUUUUUCAUUAUUUUUAGAGAAUUUUUGCAACAAUAAAAAAGAGAAUUGAAACAUAUUUACGUUAUUUUUUUUAUUUUGUUGUUUCUUUACACACUUAUUCCUCAACCAUUAAUGUUUAGCUGUUUCUGGGGGAGACUUUCAGAUCUGGUCAAUGUUGUGAUAUUAUUUUGUAUUUUUACUUGGAAUAAAUAAAUUUUAUGCCGCUAAUUCUUUUUUAAAUCCUUAGUUCAUUUUUUUAAGCUGAGAACUUUGUAAAUUGUAACUUAAUGCUUAGAUUUUUGAAAUGCAAAGCUCUGUGAAGUUGCAUACGUUAGUGUGACAAGGUAUGAAAAAAUGCACACAAACAUUUGGAAUCACGGUAACAUAAUGUGAUUAAUAUAUAAGAAAUGAAUGGGCAAUAAAAAUGAUGGUAAAAUGGAGCAAAUGUGAGGUUGUUGUGAUGAAACCCGGUCAAGACGUUUUAUGAUCGCUGGCUGCUGCCACAUAAAACUUUCCUGCUGGAAACUUGUCUCAUGUAUUUAGCAGAAUGGGCUUGAUCUUAUCACAUGAGGCUCACUUCGUGACCGUAGUUGCGUCUUAGCGCGUUCAUUUUUUCACAUGUAUUGAAGUGUUUCUUCCAAAGGAUAAGAGUACCCAUGAAAACAAACCUCAGGAUGUGCUUGAUUGCUUUUUGUGUCUUAGAUUUAGAUGUACACCCCCCUCUUGACAGGUUACAUUUAUUCAUAACAUUGAUCACAGAUUCUCAUGAAAUUUUUUAUAACCCAAUAAUAACCUUUAAUGUAUGAGUCAUGAAACAUUUCCUGUAUUAAAAAAGGAUUUCUAUAAUCUAUGGUCUUUUUGGCUUGUGGUUUUUCUCUUCUGCCACACUUUUCGCUCCAUUUGUCAUUUUGUAAUAAAAAUAUUUAAAAAGAAUUAACUUAUUGAUAGAUGACCUCACUAUCUUUGUCCCCAGUGUAACUUGAUUUUAGAAUUUCACUUUCAUCUUUGCAAGGCUUGAGAUUGUUAACUUGGACCUCUGCUUGUCUACAUUUGCAGUAAAACUGUGAUUCAACAAUUUGAAAUAAAAUGAAAGCAGUGCUGCUAACA